AGUAUCUACUUUAGUAAAAUAGAAUUGAGCGUCGUGUUAAUGGUGAUAUUGAUAUAAAAUAAUUAUUUUAUGUUUCUAUGUCGUUUCUUUAUAUAUAUUCGCUUAUUAAAUACUAUUUUUUUUUAAUAUUAAUGUGCAGUAUGUGAAAAGUUAAACGUUUUAAUCCAAUUUGAUUGUGUUCAUCAAUCAAAUCGUUAAAUAUCGAUAGAAUUAAAGUUGGCAACAAUGGGUACCAAUCUAGAAGAAAAGGAAGUGAGGUAACGUUAGUAGGAACGAUACUUAGAAGAUGGAGCCAUGUUUAGUGUUUGUAAAGAUGUGACAACGCGCGCGGUUUUUGUAAAAGUAAACGUUUUUAUAGUGAAAAGUGAAUAACUAUAACAACAUUUACUUGUAAAUUCAAUUGUUAAUAUUUAUAAUAACAACAAAAGUACGUUGAUUAGUGCAAGUGAAUUAAAUUAUAACAAAUGGACAGUAGCUGGUAGCGUCAUACAACAUGGCGAUAUAAUGGUAUUUGCUUCUAAAACAGCAGAAGUUUUAACCUAUCACCAAAUAGAGAUCCCAUCGAUUGUACCGAAAGAGGGAUGGUUUGAACAAGACGCUUUAAUUAUACUUCAAAUAGUUAAAGAAACGAUAGCAGCAACUUGCGAUAAUUUAGAAAAACUUAAUAUAGAUUACGCAGAUAUUGCAAGUAUUGGAAUAACCAACCAAAGGGAAACAACAGUUUUAUGGGAUCCCAUAACCGGAUUACCACUUUAUAAUGCCAUCGUAUGGAUGGACGUUAGGACUUCGUCUACCGUCGACGAAAUCUUACAAAAUGGUAAACGUAAACAAGAUUUUUUACAAAACAUUUGCGGUCUCCCAGUUAGUACUUACUUUAGUGCCCUUAAAAUAAAAUGGCUAAUGGAUAAUGUACCGAAUGUAAAAAAAGCAAUAGAAGAGGAAAGGUGUUUAUUCGGAAAUAUCGACAGUUGGUUAGUUUGGAAUAUGACCGGAGGUCCGGACGGCGGUAUCCAUAUCACAGAUCCGACAAAUGCUUCUAGAACUAUGCUAAUGAAUAUCGAAACUCUACAAUGGGAUAAAAGAUUGUGCGACAUUUUUGGUAUUCCGAUGAAUAUUUUACCAGAAAUACGAAGUUCUUCAGAAAUAUAUGCGGUGAUUGUGAUGGAUUCUCUUCUAGAUGGAGUACCAAUAGCUGGUAUUUUAGGUGACCAACAAGCUGCUUUAGUAGGUCAAAUGUGCUUUAAAUCCGGUCAAGCUAAAAGUACUUAUGGUACAGGGUGUUUUAUUUUAUAUAAUACAGGACAUUCGAUUGUUAAAUCGAAAAAUGGACUACUUACGACUGUUGCUUAUCAAUUUGGACCAAAAACAAAACCUGUUUACGCUCUAGAAGGUUCAGUAGCUAUAGCAGGUAUAGCAAUUAAAUGGUUAAGGGAUAAUUUACAGUUGUUUAAAGACGUAUCUGAAACUACUGAAUUAGCUCUUUCAGUCGAUUCCGAUAGUAAAGGUGGCGAAAUUGUUUUCGUUCCUGCUUUUUCCGGUUUGUACGCACCUUAUUGGAGAAAAGAUGCCAGGAGUGUAAUAUGUGGACUUACUGAAGAAACUAAACCGGGGCAUUUGGUAAAAGCUGCUUUGGAAGCUGUGUGCUUUCAAGUUAGAGAUGUAUUGGAAGCGAUGUCUUCUGAUUGUAGAUACCCGUUACAAAAACUAUUGGUCGACGGUGGGAUGACUGUUAAUGAAUAUCUUAUGCAGAUGCAGGCUGAUUAUUGCGGUAUUCCGGUAGUUAGACCCACAAUGGCCGAAACGACGUCAUUAGGAGCCGCAAUAGUUGCCGGUAUAGCUGAAGGUAUUGAAGUAUGGGAAAUAGAUAAAAUCCUACCUGUACCAUGUGAUACUUACAUUCCAAGGAUUUCUGUUGACAUGAGGGAUAUAAAACAUGCACAAUGGAAACGCGCCAUUGAAAGAUCUUUAGGAUGGGCCACUACAGAUACAUCAAAAGACAGUUACAAAGGGAGGAUAGCGGCCGCUGUACCUGCUGGACUGUUUCUUAUUGGAGUAGCCGUUAUUAUUAUAGUGUCGGAAAUUUUGCAGAAACCUUCUUAAAUUCGAUCAAUCGAAUUUUUUUUAAAUAAUUCGCAUUUAUGAUUAUUUGUUUUGGGUUGUAUUGGUACGGGUUGUUUGGUUUUGUUCAACUGUGAUUUUAAUUUAGUUUCAUUUAAUUAGGUGAUAAAUUAGUUAACUAUGUUACUGUGAUUAUAGAAAUAAUUAAUAAAAUGAACCAAAAAGAAA
This is a messenger RNA of Diorhabda carinulata, 2286 nucleotides long. RefSeq names its product glycerol kinase-like. The transcript has 12 exons. Gene Ontology annotation, molecular function: glycerol kinase activity. Bases 505 to 2100 code for a protein of 531 amino acids. Gene Ontology annotation, biological process: glycerol-3-phosphate biosynthetic process; glycerol metabolic process; triglyceride metabolic process. The record is from RefSeq and is a predicted model, not a curated record. Gene Ontology annotation, cellular component: mitochondrion. NCBI's taxonomy places the organism in Eukaryota, Metazoa, Arthropoda, Insecta, Coleoptera, Chrysomelidae.